This is a messenger RNA of Arabidopsis thaliana (thale cress), 941 nucleotides long. RefSeq names its product Cox19-like CHCH family protein. Gene Ontology annotation, biological process: mitochondrial electron transport, NADH to ubiquinone. Lineage: Eukaryota; Viridiplantae; Streptophyta; Magnoliopsida; Brassicales; Brassicaceae. Gene Ontology annotation, cellular component: respiratory chain complex I; mitochondrial intermembrane space; mitochondrion. The record is from RefSeq and is marked reviewed. The transcript is spliced from 2 exons. The coding region runs from base 136 to 384 and encodes 82 amino acids.
UUUGCUUUUGUUGUUGUUCUUCAUCAUCGCUUUUAGUUCUCUCAGUGGAGAAGAAGACUCGAGUCAUCUGCAGAAAAGAUUCCCGAUCGGAUUGGAUCAUAUAAGAUUUUAGGGAUUUGGAAAAAAUCUUGAGCUAUGGAGGCGAAUGCGGCGGUGGACGGAACGGGGAAUCCGAUCCCUACGUCGGCGGUUUUAACAGCUUCGGCGAAGCAUAUAGGAAUCAGGUGUAUGCCGGAAAACAUGGCGUUCCUGAAAUGUAAGAAGAAUGAUCCUAACCCAGAGAAAUGCCUCGAGAAGGGACGUGACGUCACUCGCUGUGUUCUUGGCCUGUACGUUUCUUCUACUUCAUUCUCGUUUCAAUUUCUCUACAAGUUCUUAAUUUAGCUGAUCUUAGUCAUAUAACAAUUUUUGGGCUCUUUCUGUUAAAACUUGAUGAAGAUUGAGGAUAAUGUCACAUUGUAGAAUUAGGGGUUUGAUCAUAUAGUUUAAGAAAUGAAGAAUCUUUAGACUUUUUUUGAUGUGGAUUACAGUGUAUUUUUUUAAGACCAUGAACAUACACUAAGCUAAGUUCAUCGAGUUAUGAACAUUUCUAGAACUUGAGUAAUCUUUGUAUAUUAUGGAUCAUGAUCAAAUAUUUGGCCUAUUUGAAAGUAAUUCAUGGCACACUUGUGUUUGUAGGAGCCUUUAUUUCCGUAGAUUGAAAACUGAACCCAAAAGCCCUAUACAACUAGCCAUUUGUUUAGUAUCUAGGAAGCAGUUGUUUGACUCUUGUGUAGUUAGUGAUAUAGUGAUGGAUAUCUUGAGAGUUCACUAACUUUGCGGAGGAUGAUGCAUUGUCCAUAACAAUCUGAAGUUGAGUAGUUUGCAGUUGGUGACUUAGAUUGUUCUUAAAACUGGUGAAAUGAUUGAUAUUGCAGGCUGAAGGAUCUUCACCAGAGAUG